CCCCCUCACGCCACCACCACCAUCACGUCCUCUCUUCCUCCUGUCUAUCUCGAUAUCCGCUGCUUUGGUUUGGACGGGGGGAAAUCCUUAACUGAAUUGCGUCAUAAAUACGUCAAUAAACUCUCAUUCACGGACGACCAGGUACCACGAUAGCCGCCAUAUUCGCAUCCAUGGCAGGGUAGCGGUGCUGUCGGCGAGCGUAUGGUCCAGUCAUCAGCAUCAACUAUUCCCCGCACAGACCCCCCGAUCCCAUCCUGAUCGUGGUCUGCAGACACACAGCUUUGGAUCUGAUCAUCAAAGCAGAACAACCGGACAUCCACAGAGGGGAAGACAUGCAACGUGGAGCGGGGGUCUAGGUAGACUACGAUGCCUUAGACUUAGAGAGGGAUCCUGGCACAAGAUGGACGAAAACAGCGUUUGUAGUGAGGUCAAUGGACAUGAGAUCAUGGACGAGCCCAUGGAGGAGGGAGACUCUUUCUCACACUGUGAUGAAGGGACGUAUGAGGAGAUUCCCAUCACUCAUCAUGUGAAAGAGGGCUGUGAGAAAGCUGAUCCGUGUCAGUUUGAGCUGCUCAAAGUCCUCGGCCAGGGCUCAUUCGGCAAGGUUUUUCUUGUCAGGAAGAUCAUUGGUCCGGAUGCGGGUCAGUUAUAUGCAAUGAAAGUUCUAAAAAAGGCAUCUUUGAAAGUCAGGGACAGGGUUCGCACUAAGAUGGAAAGAGACAUUUUAGUCGAAGUCAACCAUCCCUUCAUAGUGAAAUUGCACUACGCCUUUCAGACAGAAGGGAAACUGUAUUUAAUACUGGACUUUCUCAGGGGAGGGGAUGUAUUCACUCGCUUAUCCAAAGAGGUUAUGUUUACAGAGGAAGAUGUGAAAUUCUACCUUGCAGAGCUGGCCCUGGCCCUCGACCACCUGCACAGCUUGGGCAUAGUUUACAGAGAUCUCAAGCCUGAGAACAUCUUACUUGAUGAAGCUGGACACAUAAAGUUAACAGACUUUGGCUUGAGUAAAGAGUCAGUAGAUGUUGAUAAGAAGGCUUAUUCCUUCUGUGGUACGGUGGAGUAUAUGGCCCCUGAGGUGGUCAACAGGAGAGGACACACACAAAGUGCGGACUGGUGGUCUCUCGGAGUACUCAUGUUUGAGAUGCUAACGGGGACAUUACCGUUCCAAGGGAAAGACCGCAACGAGACCAUGAACAUGAUUCUCAAAGCUAAGUUGGGAAUGCCCCAGUUCCUAAGUUUGGAAGCCCAAAGUUUGCUGAGAAUGCUGUUUAAACGUAAUCCUGCUAACAGACUGGGGGCCGGGCCCGACGGAGUGGAGGAGAUCAAACGCCACGCUUUCUUUUCCACCAUCGACUGGAAUAAACUGUACAGGAGAGAGCUCCAGCCCCCAUUCAAGCCUGCAGCAGGUAAACCAGAUGACACGUUCUGCUUCGACCCCGAGUUCACCGCUAAAACGCCUAAAGACUCCCCGGGUAUCCCGCCCAGUGCUAAUGCCCACCAGCUCUUCAAAGGCUUCAGUUUCGUUGCUCCAGCCCCUAUGGAUGAGAACAAGAGCUCCCCCAUGCUCAGCAUACUCCCCAUAGUUCAGAUGCACGGGGGUUCGACAAAGUUCUCCGAUCUUUACGAGCUGCAGGAGGACAUAGGGGUCGGCUCCUACUCCAUUUGUAAACGAUGUGUACACAGAGUCUCUGCCAUGCACUAUGCUGUGAAGAUUAUAGACAAAAGCAAGAGGGACCCCUCUGAGGAGAUCGAAAUCCUGAUGCGUUACGGACAGCAUCCCAACAUCAUCACUCUGAAAGACGUGUAUGACGAGGGCAGGUACGUGUACCUGGUGACGGAGCUGAUGAAAGGAGGGGAGCUGCUGGAUAAGAUCCUCAGGCAGAAGUUUUUCUCUGAGAGAGAGGCCAGUGCUGUGCUCUACACCAUCACCAAGACUGUUGACUACCUCCACUGCCAAGGGGUGGUACACCGAGACCUGAAACCCAGUAACAUCCUUUACAUGGAUGACUCGGGAAAUCCUGACUCCAUCAGGAUCUGUGACUUUGGAUUCGCCAAGCAGCUUCGAGGAGGCAACGGCCUGCUCCUCACCCCCUGUUACACCGCUAACUUUGUGGCACCCGAGGUACUGAUGCGGCAAGGUUAUGAUGCAGCCUGUGAUAUAUGGAGUCUUGGAGUUCUACUGUAUACCAUGCUGGCAGGGUACACGCCGUUUGCUAACGGGCCAAACGACACGCCAGAGGAGAUUCUGCUCCGGAUAGGAUCUGGAAAGUUCUCUUUGACAGGCGGCAACUGGGAUACUGUAUCAGACAGCUCGAAGGACCUGCUGUCCCAUAUGCUCCAUGUGGACCCUCACCAGCGAUACACAGCAGAGCAGGUUCUGAAGCAUUCCUGGAUCACCUGCAGAGACACGCUACCGCACUUCCAGCUCACACGCCAUGAUGCACCUCACCUCGUCAAGGGAGCCAUGGCUGCCACAUAUUCAGCACUGAGCCAGAAGACGAGUCAGCCGGUGUUGGAGCCGGUGGCGGCGUCCAGUCUAGCCCAGAGACGCAGCAUGAAGAAACUCACCUCAACAGACAUGUAGACACCCAACGCCCUCCUGUUUCACUUAACUCUCAAGUCGGACUCUCAUACGCAAAAACACACACAGAUCAAAGUCCUGGCCAGUUGUCCUACUGUCUCCCUUUUUAACCUAUUUAUUUGACACCCCCAACAUAUGCACACUCACACUGGACGUGGUUGCAUUGUGAAGACAUCAGCUGAAGCGGAGAGGGGGAAACUCACAUAUCUGUUACUGCUGGGAACACAGAGUUGUAUUUAUUUCCACAGCUUUCAUAUGCACUUGCCCUCCUCGCCUUUUUCAUUCUCUCUUCCUCUGUGUGGGGAAGAAACACACACCAGCUGAUGUUCUCCUUCACUGUGAUUGGCUGAUUCAAAGCUGCUUCGGUAAACUGUGCCCCCCCUCCCACUGCUCUUCAUCUGUGCUCCUUAGUUAUCUCUCCUUUCCUCAUUGCCGUUUGCUGUCUUAACUUCUUUUCUUCAAAGUGCAGUAAUGGUUUAUGUGCGAGAGUGUUGGCAGGCUGGUAUUGACGCAGGGUCAUCGUAAGACUUGCCUCUCUUAAAAAUAAAAAAAUAUAUGAUUCUGCUUCUGAAAAAGGUCCCUCACGAUCAAAAAUAAUCUGCCAGCACUUUUGUUACAUAAAUGCAUGUGGGCUGAACCUGUGUUUCUUCUCCCUUUAACUCGUCGUCUGACUCAUGUUACUUUAAGAUGCUAACAAUGUAUCAGAAAGAGGAAGAAAAAGCUGCAUAUGGAAAGAAGAAAGAGUUCAAAGGUGGAGAACAAGGUGGUUACAAUGACAGGAAAUUCUAGUUUGCAAAAAAA
Notothenia coriiceps (black rockcod) is the source of this 3382-nucleotide messenger RNA. It is a transcript of the gene rps6kal, whose product is annotated as ribosomal protein S6 kinase a, like. The record is from RefSeq and is a predicted model, not a curated record. Gene Ontology annotation, biological process: protein phosphorylation; intracellular signal transduction. Gene Ontology annotation, molecular function: magnesium ion binding; ATP binding; protein serine/threonine kinase activity. The coding region runs from base 401 to 2584 and encodes 727 amino acids. NCBI's taxonomy places the organism in Eukaryota, Metazoa, Chordata, Actinopteri, Perciformes, Nototheniidae. The transcript is spliced from 22 exons.